Molecule: messenger RNA, 1440 nt
Organism: Darwinula stevensoni
Lineage: Eukaryota; Metazoa; Arthropoda; Ostracoda; Podocopida; Darwinulidae
Source: the annotation of a GenBank genome assembly
AUGACCAGUGCGAAAGGGUUGAUUGAAUACUUCAGGAGCAAUCCAACGGCCCAGACUAUACGGAUCGAGUCCCGCACAAGAGUGGAGUACCCUGAAGUCACAAUAUGCCCAGGCGUCACGUGGAAUUUCACUGCACUCAAACUCAUCAACGUCACCGGAGUUUCAGCUUACAACGCAAUUUGGAGCGACUUGUUUCAGGAAAAGCUUAAUAUUGGCGUCUUGGAAGCACUGAAUUUAUAUUCCUUAACGGACCUUUCUAAAAUUGUGGUUCUAUGUACUUUCCCCAUCAAUCCCCAAAAUUACGAAUAUUAUCGUUGUUCUCCUCGUGGUGGAUGGACCUGGAUAGAUGGUACCCGGAUCUAUGAAACGGAAGACUCCAUCGACCAAUCCGGUGAAUUUGGCGAACCCUAUUACGAGAUCCGCAUAGACUCGCCGGACGAACCGUUCACAGCAGUGAGGAAUGUGACAUCCUCAGGGAAGACCUUCUUCCUCCUGGGCGAAAGGAGUUACAUGCUGAGCCUCUCUCUCAAGUACUACGAAUUCUUGCCUACAGGAAGUAAGUGCAAUGGGGACGAGGACUACGACUACAAGAAGUGUUUGGAAGCAGCAUUAUUGGAGUUCAUGAAUGGAGCCCCGUGUAUCAAUCCGUUUGUGUUACCGAUCACACACGAGCAAGCAGCAAUGAAGCGCCUUUGCAACACCUCCCAAGACUAUAGAGAUUUUAUAAACUUCCACGAUUACGUGCAUGAAAAUGCCGAUCCUGGAUGUCCGAGGAAGUGCAAGAGGAUAACGUAUAACGUGAUCCAACUCGACGAUCCACAUAUUCCUCCUCCACAUUACGGCAUGAUCAAGUUGAAUACUCCCACUGCCGAAGUUGAGAUCGUGGAAGAGCAGGAGCUGACAUCGCUGGAACAGUUUCUCUCCAACAUCGGGGGAAUGGUCGCGCUCUACUUGGGAGUCUCUUUCAUCGGUCUCUACGAAAGCUUGGAAAUUUUUGCCGUGUGGGUGAUGUCCCGAUUCUUCAAGGCUCAGUUUCCACGCGUACAUGUAUGAAUUAGAUGAGGUAAAAAUUGCGGGAGAGCAUCAUCUCCUUGGCAUGACUGCCGUGCAACGAGUAAUAGGAACACCUGGAAUCAAGUCAGUUCUCCCUUUCAUAUAUUUCCUGGUAUUUUUAACCUAACACGACGGCAGAAUGAGCUGGAAUUGCUGCCAGUUUCUUGUGUGAAAUGCGGUUAGGUCAAAGAGUUUCCGUCUCACGUUUCUCGUCUCUACAUAUGUCGGAUAUUCAAUGCCAACUGCGAAAGUUGAACUGGCUAACGUUUUCACCUAUCGCAAAUCGGAAUUUCGCAAAGAAACUGAAAAAUAUAUUUCAGUGAACGAUUGGAAAGUUGUUUGAUUCGCAUUCUUUCGCAGUCAGUUUCGUCUUUAAAUUCGCUGUAA